Molecule: messenger RNA, 2726 nt
Organism: Perognathus longimembris pacificus (Pacific pocket mouse)
Lineage: Eukaryota; Metazoa; Chordata; Mammalia; Rodentia; Heteromyidae
Gene: Dqx1
Product: DEAQ-box RNA dependent ATPase 1
Exons: 12
Coding region: 13-2418 (801 amino acids)
Cellular component (GO): intracellular anatomical structure; spliceosomal complex
Molecular function (GO): RNA binding
Source: RefSeq, a predicted model, not a curated record
ACAAGUCCCAUAAUGCCUUUCACAAACACAAGACCAGCAAAUACUCUAGUGACCAACACUUGUUACCUAUACGUUUCCUGGAUAAGUUAUAGUGGAACAAGUAACCCCACCCUCAAGCAAGCUUCAGGAUUGGAGGUGGAGCCAGAAUUUACCUUUGUACUUCUGGCUACUCAGGGUUGGUGUGACUGGUGGGGUGGGUCCAGAACUGGCUGCCAUCCUGACUGCUCAGAGCUCCAAUCAGGUCUUAAAGCCAUCAUGAGCUCUCAGCCUCUGAGGCUUGCAGAAGAAUUUACCCUAAAUCCUGGAGAGUCUGAACUGGCUGUGAACCCCUUUGAUGGGCUCCCCUUCUCUUCUCGCUACUAUGAGCUCCUUGAGCAGCGAAGAGCCUUGCCCAUUUGGGCUGCUCGCUUCAUCUUCUUGGAGCAUUUGGAGAGCAGCCCCAGUGGAGUGGUGUUGGUAUCUGGAGAGCCUGGGUCUGGCAAGAGCACCCAGAUUCCUCAGUGGUGUGCAGAGUUUGCUCUGGCCAGGGGAUUCCAGAAGGGUCAGGUUACUGUUACUCAACCUUACCCUCUGGCUGCCUUGAGCCUGGCUUUUCGGGUUGCUGAUGAGAUGGACCUGAGCCUGGGUCAUGAGGUUGGAUAUAGCAUCCCUCAGGAAGACUGCACAGGACCCAGCACCAUGCUCAGGUUCUGCUGGGACAGGCUGCUUCUGCAGGAGGUGGCUUCCACCCGGGGCACUGGAGACUGGGGUGUGCUAGUGCUGGAUGAAGCCCAGGAACGAUCCGUGGCCUCAGAUUUGCUCCAGGGGCUGCUGCGAGAUGCCAAACUGGGAAACCUUUCAGGAGAUACUAGACUGGUUGUGGUUACUGACCCAGCUCUUGAAUCUAAGCUCCAAGCCUUCUGGGGCAAUCCACCUAUUGUGCAUGUACCCAGAGAGCCUGGUGGGAGUCCUGUCAUCCCUGUCUACAGGGACGCUGUCCCCACUGAUCGAGUGGAAGCUGCAUGCCAAGCUGUGCUUGAGUUGUAUCAGAAGGGGGCUCCAGGAGAUGUGCUAGUGUACCUGCCCAGUGAGGAGGAAAUUUCCCUGUGCUGUGAAUCCCUGUCCAAGAAGGUGGGGAUGCUCGCUCUCCCAGGACCUCCACCACGGGUGCUACCCCUUCACCUAGGCUGUGAUCAAGCUGUUCAGGCUGUGUAUGAAGACAUAGACAUGGGUGCCUGGAAAGUCGUGGUCACUCAUUGGCUGGCAGACUUCUCUUUCUCCCUACCUUCCAUCCGACAUGUCAUUGAUUCAGGACUGGAGCUUCGCAGUGUUUAUAAUCCUCGGAUCCGAGCUGAAUCCCAAGUCUUAAGACCAAUUAGCAAGUGUCAGGCAGAGGCACGAAGACUGCGGGCAAGCAGAUUCCCACCAGGAUCCUGCCUCUGCCUAUAUCCUAAGUCCAUCCUAGAACUAGAGGCUUCUCCCCUGCCCCAUCCCAGAGUAUGUGAAGAGAACCUGAGUCCUCUGGUGUUACUACUAAAGAGAAGACAGAUUGCAGAGCCAGGGCAGUGUCACUUCCUGGACCGGCCUGCUCCAGAAGCAUUGAUGCAGGCCCUGGAAGACUUAGACUAUCUGGCAGCCCUAGAUGAUGAUGGAGACCUGUCAGACCUGGGAGUCAUCCUGUCCGAGUUCCCCCUACCCCCUGAGCUGGCCAAAGCUCUGCUGGCCUCAUGCGAGUUUGAUUGUGUGGAUGAGAUGCUCACCCUUGCUGCCAUGCUCACUGCCGCUCCUGGAUUUACUCAUCCUCCACUCUGUGCAGAAGAGGCUGCCCUGCGCAGGGCCCUGGAACAUGCUGAUGGUGACCACAGUUCUCUGAUCCAGGUUUAUGAAGCUUUUAUACAAAGUGGAGCAGAUGAAGCUUGGUGCCAGGCUCGAGGUCUAAAUUGGGCAUCACUAUGCCAUGCCCGUAAACUUCGAGGAGAACUCUUAGAACUCAUGCAACGAAUCGAACUUCCCUUGUCACAACCAGCCUUUGGAUCUGAGCAGAAUCGCAGAAAUCUUCAAAAAGCACUGCUGUCUGGAUACUUCCUCAAGGUGGCCCGAGACACAGAUGGAAGUGGAAAUUACCUGCUCCUAACCCACAAACAUGUGGCCCACCUCUCUUCAUACUGCUGCUACCGAAACCGCCGGGCUCCAGCCAGACCGCCACCAUGGGUGCUGUACCACAGUUUCUCCAUAUCCAAGGACAACUGCCUUUCCAUUGUUUCUGAGAUUCAACCUCAAAUGCUGGUGGAGUUGGCCCCUCCAUACUUCCUGAGCAACUUGCCCCCCAGUGAGAGCAAAGACCUCCUGAACCAGUUAAGGAAAGAACUGGAAACAUCAGCAGCAGAGAGUGAAUCAUCCUCCCCACCAGAGUUCAGAGAUGCUUGUGUCCUGCAGUGACUGCCUGCCUAAAGACCAGAGCUGAAUCUGGAGUUGUGCUCAAUGGUAGAGCACCAAUCCUACAAGCUUGAAGGGCCUGAGUUCAAACCUCACUACUGAAGAAAACAAAAACAGAGUUGGCUCUUCUGGUGGCAUUAGAUCUCUAAGCAGCCAAUCAGAUUUAGAAGCACAAAACGUAAGGUCAAAUGUAAAUUCUAGAUUCUCUGUCCCAAGAAAUGGUAGACUAGGAGAGAAGGAAAUGGGGUAAACAACCAUCUAGAAAAGAACCCUUUCCUUAGUCUUCUCCUAGUUAUUGGCAUGGAAAUAAA